AUGGCCAUUUUCCUUAUAAGAGUCUGCACUGCUUUACUUUCCCUCUUCUUAGUUCUAGUAUCUCACCGUACCAUGUCUCAACCUCAACACAUGCACACUUUCUGCAACCAAACAUCCGACAACUUCACACAAACCAGCUCAUACAAGUCAAACCGAGAAGCCCUGCUUUCUUCUCUCCUUGACCGUUCCUCUCUAGGAACUUAUUCCAAUGCCACAGUCGGUCUCAUCCCCGACACAGUCCAUGGCAUGUUCCUCUGUAGAGGAGACAUCACCAGAACAUCUUGUUCAGACUGUGUAAAGACCGCAACUCUAGAAAUCAUAAAAAAUAAUUGCACUUAUACAAAAAAGGCUAUAAUAUAUUACGAGGAGUGUAUGGUUCGAUACUCCAAUGAGUCCUUCUUCACCCUCGUAGAAGAAGGCCCUUACGUCGUUAAAUACUCUCUUUCUUCUUUUCCUUAUUCUUUUUUUAAUCCGUUCGCGCAAACCCUAUCCAAUAAGGUAGAGCAACUAAUUAUCCUCACAGCAUCAAAGUCUUCUUUGUCUUCUUCGACGCCGUAUUAUGUGAAGGAUAGAAAACGUGUGAAUGAAUUUGAUGGCUCGUAUACGUUAGACACAAUGGUUCAGUGUAGCCCUGAUCUUGAUCCAGCAAAUUGCGGCGUCUGCUUGAGACUUGUAGUCCAAAGUGUCUCAGGCUGUUGCACCAAUGCUCGUUGGGCUCACUUUGCUCUUCCUAAAUGUUUUUUGAAGUAUAACACAACCGGUUUGCCAACUUCUCAGUCACCGAGCGGCUCAUCUUCUACUGACGUUAUAAAAGGAAACAAAAUAUAUGGGAGAAUCUUCAUUACCGCCAUGACAACUUCGGUGUUAGCACUUGUUGGUCUAUGAUCCAUCUAGUCCAACGAGUCUGAAGAAUUUUGUUUGUAAUUUGUAUUCCACAAAUGUGUUAUGUGUGUGACGACCACGUCUGAUAUGUUAGUUUCUUGUGUAUAAAGAAAUCAACUAGGUGAUAAUUCUCAUUGUGCACACAAAAAAAAAAUGAAUAUUAACAAUAUUGUAAAUCGCGA
This is a messenger RNA of Capsella rubella, 1064 nucleotides long. RefSeq names its product cysteine-rich repeat secretory protein 8. The coding region runs from base 1 to 885 and encodes 294 amino acids. Lineage: Eukaryota; Viridiplantae; Streptophyta; Magnoliopsida; Brassicales; Brassicaceae. The record is from RefSeq and is a predicted model, not a curated record. The transcript has 2 exons.